Molecule: messenger RNA, 1093 nt
Organism: Medicago truncatula (barrel medic)
Lineage: Eukaryota; Viridiplantae; Streptophyta; Magnoliopsida; Fabales; Fabaceae
Product: formin-like protein 14
Exons: 3
Coding region: 206-937 (243 amino acids)
Source: RefSeq, a predicted model, not a curated record
AAUUAACAUAUCACAAAGUGACAGCAACAAAUUAAAGCGACAGCAGAAUCAACUUUAGUUUAUAUAUUCAUGCUUUCUCACUUUACGGCUACCAACUAACUAUUUAUAUUACAGUCCAUUUCUCUUACUCUCCAUCAGCAAAAUCUGUGAGGAUAUUUUCAAAUUUCAACCUCUAAUUUUGUGCAUUAGUGUUAAUCCAAUUCCAAUGGAGUCAAGAGCUUACAUCCUUAGAUUCAACAUUGCACAUCUUUGCCUCUUGAUGCUAGUUUCCACUCUUUUCCCUUUGUGUGAUGCUAUAAAUCAUGGAAGAGGUAGUAGAAGCUACUCCAUCAAAUCAUGGAAGAAACUCAAAUUUUCAUCAUUUGGCUACUCAGACUUAGAUUCUUCAUAUGGUACUCCUUCUUCUCAACCACUUCCACCUUUCAAUUCACUUGCUCCACAACCUACCUCUCUACCACCUUAUUCACCUGUUCCAAACCCACCUCAUGAUGUUUUUAGACCACCACCAAGUCCUAAAACCAUUGUUACAAUGUCGCCGCCGCCACCUCCAAGCCCAUCAAAACAUGUUCCAAGCCCACCUAAAAGUGUUAUAGGCCCACCUCAAGUAUACUUGCCACCUAUUGUUUAUCCACCACCACCUUCAACUCAUAAGAAGCCACCACAAUAUGCUAUUUGGUGUGUGGCAAAGCCUACAGUUCCUGAUCCUAUAAUUCAAGUGGCUAUGGAUUAUGCCUGUGGGUCUGGGGCUGACUGUAAAUCAGUUCAGCCUAAUGGGAUAUGCUUUCAGCCCAACACAGUGUUGGCACAUGCUUCUUAUGCAUUUAAUAGCUAUUGGCAGAACACUAAGAUUGGUGGGGGGACUUGUGAUUUUGGUGGUACUGCUAUGCUUGUCACUGUUGAUCCAAGUUAUGACAAGUGCAGCUUCAAGUCGACUUAGCUCAUUGCUUGCUAUAAUACAUAGCAUUUGGAGACUUACCAAAUAUUGAAAACUUCUUGUUCCAAUGUAAUUUUUUAUGCAACGAUAAAUUCCCUUACUUAAUUAGAUACAUUAUUUGGAGUUACCUUGAUCAUAGUAUAUUCCGCCCUUGCUUAA